Molecule: messenger RNA, 4577 nt
Organism: Bradysia coprophila
Lineage: Eukaryota; Metazoa; Arthropoda; Insecta; Diptera; Sciaridae
Biological process (GO): signaling
Cellular component (GO): postsynaptic specialization; glutamatergic synapse
Molecular function (GO): molecular adaptor activity
Source: RefSeq, a predicted model, not a curated record
UGAGCUCCCCGAUCUGGAACAGAAUCCUCGACAAAAUCAAACUGUGACUCACAAACCAGUAUCAGCAAAACAGCGUUCAUCUGACCGAUUAAAAUCAACUAAAUUACCAAUUAAUCCGACAAAUAUCAAUACCGAUCGAAUCGAAACCAUUGAUCAGUAUUCUCGAUCAAGUACACUGCCAUUGGACGACGACAAAGAACUGCGAUUCCAAUCGGUUACUAACAAAAAACGGUUGAACAUCAAAAUAGGUCAGACGUCUGAUAAAUUUUGUGUUUCCAACAAAGCCGAUCCCAAUGAAAAUUUCCGUCAACGUUUAUAUGAACAAAGAAUAUUCAACAGCAAUACAAACGACAUUACUGAGAUCAUUAAAAGUGAUGUUAAGAAUUUGACAGACUGCUUUCAACAAAAUCGAUCGAAUAAGUUGUCGAAUAGUAAACUGUUAACCGUGCCACAUAUACCGGACGUAACGACACAAAACAAAACUAGCGACAAAAAAGUUGCGUGUCAUUUGUAUGAUCACUUGCCAAAGAUAAUUGAUAGGAAUGAUUCAUCCACCAAUUCAGGAUCUUUAACAGCAUCCAGUACCAAUUUAAAUUCGAAAUUAAAUAAAUUUGGAAUCAGUCGAAAAAGUAAAUUGUCGAAACAGAGAUUUUUGAACGUUAUGGAUCGUAGUGUCGAUUCGAUUGGAAGCUGUUCACUCGAUGUGGAUGCUGAGUCAACAUUUUCAGACACGAGUGGAAGCCUAAACUUAUGUACCCCGCUGUCUGGAAAGGACUUCACUAGGGAAUUUACAUCACGCAUUCAGGAACGGUGUCAAGUUGGCCAAAUAUCCUAUCAGAAGGCAUCAGCAGUACUAGAUCCGACAUCAGGCAAAAUAGCAACCAUCUUAUCUACCAACGAAGGACUAUCUGCGUCGCCAAUCAAAAAACCGAGUUACUUAAAUCUAGCGUGUUGUGUCAACGGAUAUUCGAAUCUAACCACUUAUGAUUCGAAGCUUCGGCAGAAUAUAAACAAAUCGAGAGAAGUUUCACCGAAUCGUCCCAUCACACAUACAUUACAUUAUACCCGAGGCGACGGAAACUAUUUGGUUGUACCAAUACCUGUACCUGUGAUUAAUGAUACAAAAGAAAACAAUAUGAUGAAUAUGAAUUCUCUAAUUUCACCGGAAAAGAAGUUUUUCACGUCGGCGAAAUCGCCGGAACAAAGUGGAAAAGAUGUUACCGAUAACGUUAACACAAAAAGUUAUUUCUCAUCAACAAAAUACUUUAGUUCUACCAGUUCUACAACUACAACGCUUGUUAAGGACGAUGUUGAAAUCAAAUCUCCGAAAAGUUUCAUUCAACAGCGUGUCGAGCGUCUUUACGGGCCAGGUGCACUGGCGCAAGGAUUUUACAGUCCGAAACGCAGUAACAGUGACAGUAGUAGUUCGGUGUUGUCAGAACGUUCGCAAAAUUCAACCAACACGGUCAAGCAAACGAAAAUUUUUAAAACCGAAUAUAAAAACGGUGUGUCGUCGGUGAACAAAUUUGAAGUUGAAAAUUUAGAAGUGGAAGACGAACAAUCAUUGCCAGUUUUGAGACACUUACGACCGGAAUUUCGGGCUCAAUUGCCAAUUUUAUCGCCGAAGCGAUCGAUAGCAAAAUUAUCAACCGAAUUUGCAUCACUUAGUAGUAACCAACCAGCAGCAGCAGCAACAACAACAAUGUUAUCGAACAAUAAACUAACGAAUGGUGAUGCCGCGCAGGCACAACGUAAUAAUUUACAUAAAACAGCAUUGCCAAAUUUAAUACAAAAUGUUAGCAACAACAGUGAUAGUGUAAAUAGUUGUAGUACAAGCACAAGUCAAUCAAAUUCGGCAAUAAACGGUGUUGUAUCGGAAACAACGUAUUCAGUGAACAAAAUGAAAUUGUCUGAGGAUAAUGGUGUUGAGUCUAGUAAGAAACCGAGUAAUGGCCACGCUAAAAUGGAAAACGGGCAAAGUAACGGUGUAGCGAAUGGCAGUCAUUAUGAGGAAAAAGGUGGACAUUACUUUUUGAACGUGCUAAAAGAUGAACGGGAUCGUUUAAUUUCGCUCGCUGUAACUGCUGAAGGAUAUAUGGCUGUUCUGUCGGAGAGAGACGAACCACCAAAUGAGGAAAUAUUUGGCCACCUACGUUCGGCGGCAGGCAAAGCAAGACUGUUGGCUACACAAAAAAUGCAACAGUUCGAAGGUCUGUGCCACAACAACCUGAAUCAAAUACCUGGCGAAAAGUUUCCAACAACAGCUGAAGAUUUACAAGGAUUUUGGGAUAUGCUUUUGCUGCAAGUGGAUCAUGUUAAUUCGAUUUUUGCUGAAAUCGAAGAGCUUAAAAAGAACAAUUGGCAGAAACCUGUAACUGAAACACAACGGAUUCCACCACAAGGCUCAAAACUGCCCAAACGUCCAGCAACAAAAUCUUCAACCGGUGCCGCUUCGAGUACAGCUAAGUCAACGAACGGAACCACAGCCGCUAAAAAGACUGCAGCUUCGCUGGCGACUCAGCGACGUGAAGCACAGCGACAGCAAUUUUUGGAACAGAAACGCCGAAAUAAGGCCGCAUCGGCUGAACAACCGGUUGAAAUAUUUCAGUUAUUGCCGGAUGCAAGUAGCUGAUUUUGCUGAAAAUGGAUUUCCAUCUCUUAAGUAAAUUAUAUUCGUAGCGGACGAAUGUUUUGAUUAUGUGAUGUUUUCUUUGUCUGUUAAUAAUUAAUAAUGAAAAAGUCGUUUUAAUCGUUAAUUUUAGCAAUAGGAAUCCACAUUCAAAAAACAUGUUUUUUUAGUGCUCAUACCACAAUUUUUUAAAAAACUUUUUAUUGAUUUUUCUCUAUCUCAAUCUCUCGAGAAAAAAAUGAAUUUGAAAUUAUUUUGUAAAGAUUUUAGAAUUGAAUGAAAAUGAAACGAAUUUUAAGAAGAAAUGAUCGAUUGUAUAAGUAAAAAUUUGAAAAAUUGUUUUUUAAAUUCAAUUAAAUUGCUAAAAUGUCUCAAACCUUUCAGACCUUUCGCAACGUAAUUUUAAAUUAUUUUUUUGCUUUAUUUUGCAACCGUUCUACUUAAACAAAACAAGAAAAAACUCUUCCUCUCUGCAGGACAAUUUUUUUUUUUUACUUUGUGAAUCAUCAAAAAUUAAAAUAUUUCGCCGGAAAAAAUCGUUACUUUCAUUUCGAAGGAAGAAAAUGUUGUAAAAUGUGAAUUGGAUAUAAUACGUAAUAUUGAAUGCCAUUUCUGGUGUAAGGAAGACAAAAACGUUAAUGUGUUUAAGAAAUUGAGUGGCUUUGCUUUUUUCAAACCGUCGUCAGUCUUAAUGGUUUAGAAAAGAAAUUUGAUGUGCUUACGUGCCGAACAUUUAAAAUGACCCGCAAAAUUUACGUAAUGUUUACCUAUCCCAGUACAAACCCAUAUGGAAAAAAUUGACUUUAUUUGAACGGGAGUGUAUGGCCAAGGGCCAAAACUUAUUAAUUGGUUCGGAUGGAACUAAUGUUGUCUCCAAUUGAAAUUUGGUUGAUUGUCAAGAUUAGGAAAUCUAAGCCUGACGUUUAAGUUCUGCGCUCAAAAAUAGUGGUUGAAAUAAAGGUACCGUUUUGUGUGUUACAAAAUCUUUUACUUCAUUCGCUGUAACAAUUCAUUUCACUAUUAUAAGAGAUCAUCCGUCGACAGCAGAUGAUUAAACGUUUCCGAAUGAAUAAUUAGCAGUUCGUUGCCUUUGGUGCACACACACUUUAAAACAUUAUUGUGCUUUCUUAUGUACAAACUUUGCGGUUCUUCGAAGAAAUUUGCUUUCGCCUUCCUUCCUUGGGCAUCUUCGUUGAAUAUAAAGUCAUAAUCCGAAUAACUAACCAACGAAUCUCAGUUCUAAAUAUACAAAUAGAUUUCGAAGUGAUUCUUGACAUCAGAUCUGCUUUUUCAAUGAAAACAUAACAGCAGCAUAGAAUCGUUCUUCCGACCUGAUUAUGCUGAUCUAGCUUAAUCUAAUAUGAUUAUGGUAAUUGUGAGAGACAAUAUCGACGAGGAUCUGGACUAUGUCGUUGUUUCAAAGUAAUGACACCAAAAGGGAGACAAAUUUUAAUUAAAUAAAAAAAGGAUUAAGUCACAACAAGGUAACAUUAAUACGUAUAAGGGUUCGAUAUACGUGUGUUGUAUAGUUUUAAGAUGGAAAACUGUUUUUGGAUUGAUUUAAGUUCCUUUACAAGAAAAAGUUUUUUUUAGUACAUAUACUUACCUACGCUGACAUAGAAUACAUUAAAUACAUUAAACAAGAAGCUAAAACAUUUAAAAUGGAUGAAUUAACUCUACGAAAAAAUAUAGCAAAGAUAUAAAACAAAAUUAAAUAAAUUUCGAAAAUAUAACAAAAGUUAAAUGCAAAUGAAUAAUCUAGAAAAUUGUUAUGAAAACUAAAAUGAAAUGUUAAAUUAUCUUAACACCACGGAGUUCACAAACAAUUUCACCAAAAAUAAUAACACUUAGCCUAACAUGAAGAUCUUUAUUAUUUUCAUGUCUUCACAUAAUCUCAUAGCAAUUGAAUAUAACGAAGCGUUACAUUUUAAAAGAAAGCAAAACAAAA